CCAGUAGCCUCCAGUCCGCUCGAGCAACCGUCAGGCUCAUCGUUACAAGUCGUUAGGUCGAUAGGAGCUGCUCUUAUCUGCCCAGCUCGUCCAGUGAACGCGUUGGGCGUCAUGCGAUCUAACGCAGUCAGAGCCUGAGCCAGCUACCACACAUCUCCAGUCAACCUCUGCGUGUCUACCAGAGGAUGACAGACGUCUCCUCGAUCCAGGCGCAUGCUGAACCUCAGCCGGCACCGGCCGCCUUCUAUGGUGCCGGCCCUCCACCGCCAGCCUACUCGCACGGCUCACCGGGGUUAGACGGUACGGUCGAUGAAGACGAGUCGUCGACGAUCAAGUGCAUCUGUGGCUUCGCCGAAGAUGACGGUGACACUGUCCUGUGCGAGAAGUGCGACACAUGGCAGCACAUCGUCUGUUACUACGAGUCUGCCGCGCACGUUCCUGACGUGCACGAAUGCACUGACUGCAGUCCAAGGCUUGUCGACUCGAAAAGGGCCGCAGAUAAGCAACGCCAGCGAAAGGAACUGCUCAAUCUCACGGAUCGAAAAGGUCGACCGAAGACCACCUCCAAGAACCCCAAGAGACGCACGAAGGAUCCACUGGGUUCCGCACAGCCGAACGGCUGGCAGACAAACUCGAACAACGAUCUCCACUACAACCCUGAGCGUAAGAGCGGGAGUCCACGAGAUCUACCCCCACCAAACAAGCGACCGAAGACAAAUCACCGCCCCUCAGGCUCGAUUAGCGUCGUCAGUCAAGCGCCAGCGCUAGCUCCUGCCUCUCGCAAACGGAGCGGAUCUAUCGUUGUCAACGGUAACAGUCCUGUCAAGUCUCCCAACAUCGUCGAUGGCCCAAUUGAGGACUUCUCACUGGAGUUCAUGAAUCUGUACACAUCGCCUGAGCCCUCGUCGGCCGACAACAACUCCUACACAAGCCUGGGCAUUGCUAGCGACAUAGCUAUGUGGCUUCAGGACCCAGAUGCCCUGGCUGCGGCCAGUGGAGGCAAGAAACCGCAGGAUCUCUUCUCGCGCAUCGAGAACACCAUUCAGGAUCUUGAAUCUUCUACGGCACCCAUCAUCCUUAAGCAGACAGAAGUCGACUCGGGCAUCACAGCACACGGCCUCCACCCGCAAUGGCAGUUUAUCACUACAGACGGCCCAAUCGCCGACGGAGGCUACAUUGGUGAAUUGAAAGGCUUGGUCGGGCGGAGAGAAGAAUACUGUCAAGAUCCCGAGAAUCGAUGGAACCUGCUGCGUCAUCCAGAACCCUUUGUCUUCUUUCCACCACACCUGCCGAUUUACAUCGACACACGGCAAGAAGGCAACGUCCUACGCUACGCCAGACGCAGUUGCUCGCCCAACAUGACUAUGAAGAUCCUCGUUGAUGCCAGCAGCGACUAUCACUUCUGCUUCGUUGCAACACGACAGAUUGAGCCGACUGAAGAACUGACUGUUGGUUGGGACAUCGACUCCGAAGUUCAGAAACAGCUUGUCAAGGUUGUUACAAAUGGCGCGAAAGACGGCUUUAGAAGGAUACAACCUUGGGUAUCUUGCGUUCUUGCCAACUUCGGCGGAUGCGCGUGCGAUACCUCGAUUGGUCACGAAUGUCUCUUGGAGCGUGCCCGUCGCCCUAUCGCAGAGCCAGCACAGCCUACCAAGGCCAAGAACAAGAAGCCCAAGAAGUCGCAGGUAUCACCUCUCAGUACUGGUCGUGCGACCAACAGUCGUGCUGGCAGCGAGACACUACAUCGCGAUAACAAUGCCGAUGACAACAUGGACAGCCGCUCUACAUCCGGCUCCCACAAAUCAAGCAGCCGGGACAUCACGCCCGCUACCCACUUCUCGCUUGAUGGCGACGUUAAGAUGUCGGACCGGGAGAGGCGAAAGCUACAACAACAGGAAAGACUUUUCGAGCAGAUGGAGGACGAACAGCACAAGGGCAAGAGAGGGAAGCGCAACAGCGCUGGAUCUACCCUCAACACGCCCAGCAUUGCCACCUCAGUAAGACAUUAUUUCGACCCUUCUCUUUAUUCUGCUGACUUCAUGUUGCAGAAACGGCUUGGACAUUCAGACCCUUCACCUUCAGCACGCCACCGUGAGCACAGCCAUGGCGUGGCACGGAAGACAUCCGGUAGCUCGUCGAAGACUAAAGCUCGCAGCACGCCGAAACCGAAGCCUGUUUACGUCGAGGCAUCUACGCAAACGGAGGAUGAUGGUACCCUGGCCAACAUCCGAACAGAGAUGAAGCCUCCUGUGUCCUUCAAGCGCAAGCUUCUUCAGCAGGCGCAGGAAGACAAGUUACAACGUGAGCGGAUGCGCUCUGCGUCGAUAAAGAUGGAAGGCAGGUCUCCGGCGCUGAAGGACGUUUCCUCGACUAAGCCCUCGCCGUUGCCACCGUCUCCGCCAUUAGAGGACUCCCCGGCUAUUGAGAUCACGCUGGACCCUGCGUCGGUGCCACGACCGAAGGAGCUGACACCAGCGAAGGAACCAUCUCCAGUUCCUACCACUGAUGUUGACAUGGCCGAUGCUGACGAGGCUGCGGCACCGAAGGUCGCCAAAUCAAAUGUCGAAGAAAUGCAUGAUGCUCCUGAGUCAGAAACUACUAAAGAAGUCGCACUAUCCUCCAUGAAUCCUCCUGCGCCACCAUGGCCUGCUACCGCAUCUGCUCGACAGUCCCCAACACCCAGUGCAGAUGGAUCUACAAAAUCUGUUGACUUGAAGUUGGACAUGCCAGCGAAACCUGAAUUGACCAAUCCUUUCCACAGGGAGUCGGCGUCAACCCCAGGUGUGACUGGGAUUUCAUCAGUGGAGUCUCCUGUGACGAUAGCUUCAUCGUUCUCUCCUGCGGUCCAAGAAGCUGUCAAUCCUACACCAGUGCGCAAGAAGCUUAGCCUUAGCGAAUUUGCAAGUCGACGUGCGAAGCUCGCCCAGACAACCAGCACGUCUGGCACGCCGCCUUUGGCAAUGCAAUCAAUCAGCUCACCAACUUUGUCGGCAGCCAGUCUUCCAACCGCUUCACCACCCAGCAAGACUGCCGAGCUGUCGCUGCCUGUCGUUACAGAGGAGCCGCAGCCCAUCCAAACCGUUGCCGCCGCCACGACCGCACCUACUCCGACAUGAGACAUGAUACCCCGGAUGCGUUCUUUCGAAUUCUCACUUCUUGGCCGCUCGAAGCCUGCCAUUUCUUCUUCCACUUUGGAAGUGUACACUAUAUAAUCGUGCAGGCGACACCCUUUUCUUCUAUCUUGCCCACUUCACGAUAUGUAACGUUCAUUCAGUCGCCGCGACGAGUUUGUCUUGGAGAAAAGAUGGCAAUCAAAAGAAAGGCGUUUUGUCACAGCUAGCUUUCU
Molecule: messenger RNA, 3346 nt
Organism: Didymella exigua CBS 183.55
Lineage: Eukaryota; Fungi; Ascomycota; Dothideomycetes; Pleosporales; Didymellaceae
Exons: 1
Coding region: 186-3116 (976 amino acids)
Molecular function (GO): protein binding
Source: RefSeq, a predicted model, not a curated record